AUGGAUCCAGUGCAGGAAUCAGAUCUGGAUAAAUCGCAAAGGGAAAGGAGUGAAAAAUACAUGGACAGAUUGAUCAGAUAUAGUCCUAUGAUUCGAUUUAUGAUCAAGCAUUUGAGCGUUGUUGGUUGCUCACCUUUUGAUCAAGAUGGAUUUGUUGACAAGAUUUUUUUUGGGAAAUGCUCAGGUGAUAUAGCCGGUGGUUUUAGACCUUCUCAGCCGGGUGAACCAAAAUCGAGAUCUGGUUUAUUAAUCUGCUACAAUAGGAUCAAAAGCAAAUCGCAUAUGGAGCAAACUAUGGCGCAUGAAUUGAUUCAUUGGUUCGAUCAUUGUCGAUUCAAAGCAGAUUGGUCAAAUUUACGACAUGUUGCGUGUAGUGAAAUACGUGCAGCCUCUCUUUCAGGCGAUUGCAGAUUCUUCAACGAAUUACUCAGGGGAAAGUUCGGAGUACGAAAGCAUCAUCAAACGUGCGCAAGAAGGCGAGCGAUUGUUUCUAUGGUCAGUAACCCAGAUUGUCCGGAUGAAGGAACGGCAGAGCGAAUUGUAGAUGAAGUUUUCGAAAGCUGCUUCAACGAUACCCGACCGUUUGAUGAGAUAUAUUAA
Meira miltonrushii is the source of this 600-nucleotide messenger RNA. RefSeq lists its product as uncharacterized. Gene Ontology annotation, biological process: mitochondrial proton-transporting ATP synthase complex assembly; mitochondrial protein processing. The transcript has a single exon. Gene Ontology annotation, molecular function: metalloendopeptidase activity. The coding region runs from base 1 to 600 and encodes 199 amino acids. The record is from RefSeq and is a predicted model, not a curated record. Lineage: Eukaryota; Fungi; Basidiomycota; Exobasidiomycetes; Exobasidiales; Brachybasidiaceae. Gene Ontology annotation, cellular component: extrinsic component of mitochondrial inner membrane.